Molecule: messenger RNA, 1999 nt
Organism: Zonotrichia albicollis (white-throated sparrow)
Lineage: Eukaryota; Metazoa; Chordata; Aves; Passeriformes; Passerellidae
Gene: LRRC75A
Product: leucine rich repeat containing 75A
Source: RefSeq, a predicted model, not a curated record
CAGCCCCGCAGGAAGGCGGCCCCCAGGGAAAGGGGCGAUUUCCUGGCUUCCCUCGUGGCCAAGUCCGGCGAGAAGUUCGGCAAGGGCGCCGGCCCCAGUUUGCCCCCGUACCACCGGAGGAUCUGCAUGAUCCAGGACAUGCUGCUGCUGGUCAAGCAGGGCAGGCAGGAGGAAGCCACCGAGCUGCUGAAGAACCUGCGGCAGGAUUUAGGGAUGGAGUCCACCUCUCUGGAUGAUGUCCUCUAUCGUUACGCCAGCUUCCGAAACCUGGUGGAUCCCAUCACCCACGACCUCAUCAUCAGCCUGGCAAGAUACAUCCACUGCCCCAAACCAGAAGGGGACUCCCUGGGAGCCAUGGAGAAGCUGUGCAGGCAGCUCACCUACCACCUGAGCCCCCACUCGCAGUGGAGACGCCAGGGCAUCAUGAAGAGGAAGCCGCAGUCCUGCUUGAAGGCCGUGCUGAUGGGGAAGCCCCAGGACAACACCGUGGACUUGUCGGGGAUCCCGCUGACCCUGAAGGACCUGGAGAGGGUCACGUCGUACCUGGAGCACAGCUCGGAGCACAUCGACACGGUGGAGCUGUGCUUCACCGAGCUGACGGACGAGAUGCUGCUGCAGCUGCUGCCCGCCCUCUGCGGGCUGCCCCGCCUCACCACGCUGGCGCUCAACGGCAACCGCCUGACCAAGGCCAUCCUCAGGGACCUCACCGAGACCCUCAAGGACCCCAAGAAGUUCCCCAGCGUCACCUGGAUCGAUCUGGGCAAUAAUGUGGAUAUUUUCUCGCUGCCCCAACCCUUCCUGGUGAGCCUGAAGAGGCGCUGCCCCAAGCAGGGCAAUUUGCCGACCAUCCUGGAGUUUGGGGAGGGUCAGGUCAGUGAUUUGGAGGGGCAGGAGGGGCUGGGGGACAGCCAGGAGGAGCUGAGGGCUGGGCCAGGCCAGGCUGGCAGCACGGACUGGGUGCAGAUGGACAGAACAGCCCAGGCUGGGGAGCGCCCUGGCCCAGAGCAGGGGGCAGCCACAGCACAGACAUGAUGGCCACCAGCCCUUGGGUGGGCACCUUGAGCAAGGAUGGCUUCAAACCUCAGAGCUGGGGGGUUCUGUUCCCACUCCUGGGUGCUCCAGGAGUCCCAGUGCUGCCUUCCCCCUGUGCCACGAACGUCAGUGACUUCCUGCUGGGAGAACACAUCAAAGUGAUCAGUGGAGUGUUUGUAUUUCCUAACAGCUGGCCAGGUGUUCUGAAGCAUUAGUGGUGUGCUGUGCUUUUGGCUCUCUCAGAAAUGAAUCUCCAAGGGGCUGCAGAACCUCAGAAGGGCAAGAAAAGGGAGCAGGGAGGUGCCCAGGCUGUGCAGGGAAAGGCUCCCUUCCCUCAGUGCUGCAUCUCAGCUGCUCCCCACGUGGGAUGGACAGACAGCAGCCACCCCAGAGGGACCUGCCUGGGAAAAACCUGCAAUCCUUCCCACUCCUGACUUCAGGAAUCACUGGUGAGAGCCUGGCUCCUGAGACACAACAAAAACCUGCUCAGACACAAAGCAGGGCUCAAAAACCUGCUCCCACACCAACCUGGGGUGCUCCUCUCAGUACUGUGAGCCCAGCCCAGAGGGAGAGCUCUGUUUUCCUGGGGCAGGGUUAAAUCCCAGCCUGCAGCGUGCCUGGACACCACCCUCACCUCCAAGCCUUACCAAAACCAGGCUGGCACCUGUGCCUGCCCAGGAUUUACCCAGUAAAACCCAGUUUCCCACCAGCUCUAAAAAUUCCUGAGCUUUUAAUGGGAGGGACACACAAAUCUGGGGUCAGGGCUCAGGAGCAUCACUGACACCACGGUACUGAAGGGUUAAAAAAGGUAAAACAAGCCUGGGGUUCCUCCCCUGUCACUGCCACACAGCCAGCUGGGAUUCAGAGCCCCAGAAAGCCCUGGGGUCCCUUGGCCAUGGCUGCUGCCCCCUGGACCAGAAGUGCUUUGUUCCUAAAAGGUUCCAGUUUUUUCUAAGCCAGGGCUUUG